Messenger RNA from Salvelinus fontinalis (brook trout), 5037 nucleotides. It is a transcript of the gene gria2b, whose product is annotated as glutamate receptor, ionotropic, AMPA 2b. The transcript is spliced from 16 exons. Gene Ontology annotation, molecular function: transmitter-gated monoatomic ion channel activity involved in regulation of postsynaptic membrane potential; AMPA glutamate receptor activity. NCBI's taxonomy places the organism in Eukaryota, Metazoa, Chordata, Actinopteri, Salmoniformes, Salmonidae. Bases 351 to 3125 code for a protein of 924 amino acids. Gene Ontology annotation, biological process: modulation of chemical synaptic transmission; synaptic transmission, glutamatergic; monoatomic ion transport. The record is from RefSeq and is a predicted model, not a curated record. Gene Ontology annotation, cellular component: AMPA glutamate receptor complex; dendritic spine; plasma membrane.
CAUUAACAUUCGUCGCUUGUUCGUGAUGCUGAAACGAUCUCCAGAGCACGGAGCAGAGACUAGAAGUGUUCCUGUUUGUUAAAGGAGGCGUCGACGACUCGUAGGAGGACAGCGCGAGAAAGAGGAGCUGAAGAGACAGUUAAUAUACAAUUCCUUCACUGUUGGACCUGGAAAAAGGGAGCAAGAGCCCUAAUUUUCCAUACAAAAUCCACCAGCAGAAGAAAAUAGUCACCAGUGAAUUUUCCCUGACAGCAAGUCUUCAACAUGUGUCGGAUCUAACAUAGACCAUUAUUGAGUAAACAAGGAAUAUCUCCGUUCUUGGGUGGACGUGGGCAGAUUUUUUUGUGGAAAUGCCUAAGCUUAAGAAUUCAUCGGUUUUCUUUCUACCAGUUUUAUGGGGUUUGGCGCUUGGUGGCUCUCAAAGUGUACAAAUUGGUGGACUCUUUCCAAGGGGUGCUGAUCAGGAGUACAGUGCAUUUCGGAUAGGAAUGGUUCAAUUCAGCACACCCGAAUUCAGAUUGACGCCCCAUAUUGACAAUCUGGAAGUAGCGAACAGUUUUGCUGUCACCAAUUGUUUCUGUUCUCAGUUCUCGAGAGGAGUUUACGCCAUCUUUGGAUUCUACGACAAGAAGUCGGUCAACACGAUAACGUCGUUCUGCGGGACUCUGCAUGUGUCAUUUAUCACGCCCAGCUUCCCGCUGGAUGGAACUCAUCAAUUCAUCAUCCAGAUGAGGCCUGACAUCAAAGGACCCCUACUCAGCCUCAUUGAGUACUACAAGUGGGACAAGUUUGCCUAUCUCUACGACAGUGAUAGAGGUUUGACCACGCUGCAGGUGGUGCUGGACACGGCUGCGGAGAGGAAGUGGCAGGUGACGGCCAUUAACGUGGGCAACCUGAAGGACGAGAGGAAAGACGAAGCCUAUCGCUCCCUAUUCCAGGACCUGGAGAACAAGAAGGAGAGACGGGUCAUCCUCGACUGUGAACAGGACAAAGUCCGAGACAUUAUGGAGCAGGUCAUCACCAUUGGCAGACAUGUGAAAGGCUACCACUACAUCAUUGCGAAUUUGGGUUUUGUGGAUGGGGACCUCUCCAAAAUCCAAUAUGGCGGAGCCAACGUGUCAGGUUUCCAGAUUGUGGAUUUUGAUGACCCGUUGGUGUCCAAAUUUGACCAGAGGUGGGAGGCUCUGGAGGAGAAGGAAUACCCUGGUGCCGACAGUAAGAUUAGGUACACAUCUGCGUUGACCUACGACUCGGUGCAGGUGAUGACGGAGGCCUUCCGCUACCUGCACAAGCAGCGCAUUGACAUCGCCAGGAAGGGCAACAACGGCGACUGUCUGGCCAACCCCGCUGUGCCCUGGGCGCAGGGAGUGGAGAUCGAGCGCGCACUCAAACAGGUUCGUGUGGACGGCCUCACAGGGAACAUUCAGUUCGAUCAACAUGGCAAACGAGUCAACUACUCAGUUAAUAUCAUGGAGCUGAAGAAUAAUGGUCCUGUGAAGAUUGGAUAUUGGAAUGAAGUUGACAAAAUGGCUGUCACAAAAUCAGACGUGUUCCCGAAUGACACAACAGGGAUGGAAAACAAAACUGUCAUUGUGACCACAAUCUUGGAAGCCCCAUAUGUAAUGCUUAAGAAGAACGCUGACCUUUUUCUAGACAAUGAAAGAUACGAGGGCUACUGUGUCGAUUUGGCCGCUGAGAUAGCCAAGCACUGCGGCUUCAAAUACCAGCUGAAAAUUGUGGGGGAUGGAAAAUACGGAGCCCGAGACGCUGAGACCAAGAUCUGGAACGGAAUGGUGGGAGAGCUCGUCUAUGGGAAAGCUGAUAUAGCCGUGGCACCGUUGACCAUUACCCUCGUCCGAGAAGAAGUCAUUGACUUCUCCAAGCCCUUCAUGUCCUUGGGGAUCUCCAUCAUGAUCAAGAAGCCCCAGAAGUCUAAACCUGGAGUCUUCUCUUUCCUGGACCCUCUGGCCUACGAGAUCUGGAUGUGCAUCGUGUUUGCCUACAUCGGUGUGAGCGUGGUACUCUUCCUGGUCAGCCGAUUCAGCCCAUACGAGUGGCACACAGAGGAGUACGAGGAUGGCCAGAUCCAGACUAAUGAAUCGACCAACGAGUUUGGGAUAUUCAACAGUCUCUGGUUCUCCCUCGGCGCCUUCAUGAGACAGGGCUGUGACAUCUCGCCAAGAUCCCUCUCUGGGCGUAUUGUGGGGGGGGUGUGGUGGUUCUUCACCUUGAUCAUCAUCUCCUCCUACACUGCCAACCUGGCUGCCUUCCUCACUGUUGAGAGGAUGGUGUCGCCCAUUGAGAGUGCUGAGGAUCUGGCGAAGCAGACCGAGAUUUCCUAUGGAACACUGGACUCCGGCAGUACCAAGGAGUUUUUUAGGCGCUCCAAAAUUGCCCUAUUCGAUAAGAUGUGGACUUACAUGCGGAGCGCAGAGCCCUCUGUGUUCGUGAAAACCACAGCAGAGGGGGUGCUGCGGGUGCGCAAGUCCAAGGGCAAAUACGCCUAUCUGCUGGAGUCCACCAUGAACGAGUACAUCGAGCAGAGGAAGCCCUGCGACACCAUGAAGGUCGGCGGCAACCUGGACUCCAAAGGCUAUGGGAUCGCCACGCCCAAAGGAUCCUCAUUAAGAAAUGCGGUUAACCUCGCAGUACUAAAACUGAAUGAGCAAGGCCUGUUGGACAAAUUGAAAAACAAAUGGUGGUACGACAAAGGAGAGUGCGGCAGCGGGGGAGGUGAUUCCAAGGAGAAGACGAGCGCCCUCAGUCUGAGCAACGUUGCUGGGGUCUUCUACAUCCUGGUCGGCGGACUUGGUUUGGCCAUGCUGGUGGCCUUGAUUGAGUUCUGUUACAAGUCCCGAGCCGAGGCGAAACGAAUGAAGGUGGCAAAGAAUGCACAGAAUAUUAACCCAACUUCCUCGCAGAAUUCACAGAAUUUUGCAACUUAUAAGGAAGGUUACAACGUGACCUUCACGGACGCGAUGAGGAGCAAAGCGAGGCUGUCUAUAACGGGGAGUACUGGGGAGAACGGCCGUGUGAUGACUCCAGAGUUUCCGAAAGCAGUGCAUGCAGUACCUUACGUGAGACCUGGCAUGGGAAUGAACGUCAGCUUGACAGAUCUGUCCUGAUCGAUAAGAACCUUUCGAGUGCCUUACACUGGUUUCAAUAGAAGAGUUUUUGUCUUUUCCCCUGCCCCUCUUUCUUCACACUUUCUUUUUCUCGGUCUUCGUUGAAUGGUUCAAGGGUCCUCACAUUAUGGUGGCAUGAAGACGUUUCCUUCUUUUCGCUCUUUAUUUCUCACUAAACAAAAUACUCUCCCUCUCGAUGGAAUUUAAUCUCGGAAUAAAAAGGGAAGUUUUUUUUUUGUAAACCGGUGACAUCAUCAUCAUUUACUAUGUCUAUCUGAGUAUUAGGAGGCUUUAUUGACUGUAACAGCUGCUAAUGGGAGUUCUGUCAUCUCAACUAGGGGGAAGUUAUGUUUCUGUAGCCUCCACCGCCAACCCCGAGAUCCUUCAAGCAUACUUGACUUAAUUUGCAUUGAGAUGUGAAAUGUCUUUUUUUUUUUAGAAAAUUUAAGAAAAACUAUAUGGAAAAAAAUAUUUGUAUGUAUUUUCACAAAAUGGCUUUUAAAUAAUCCUGCUUACAUACUGGUUGAAUAUAAACAUAUUAAUGUGUGAGUAUAGUGAAAUAACAAUAGCUUAACAUCUUCUAGUUCCAUAUUUAAAAGCCCAAUAUGUUGCUUAUGGGGUUGAAAUGUUUAAAUCAUGUAAUUUAUUACUAUUAUAAACUUUCCUGUAAAUCUUAUUCUUUAACAUUUGCUGUUGAUAUAAAAUACUUAGCAAUGCUUGACAUUUAAAAUCAAUAAUUUACCUAUGCCUUUUACUUGUUCAAGUGGGUGGCACAAUUAUGUAUUUUUUUUGUUAUUGGUUUGUUUUGAAGUAUUUUGCUGUUUGUAUUUCUUUCUGUCAAGGACCAGGGUAGCGGUCCAGUCCAUGACAUCUCACUCUAUUGUAUUAUAUGUUUUGCUGUGAGAGGAAAAGAAACAUACAUAAUGGUCAACAUGGUCGUUUAAAAAUGCCAAAUAGGUAAAGAGUGCCAAAAUGUAGUGCCAGUAGGUAUGAAUAUAGUCCUAAUAUAAUCAGUCACUGUCAUCCAAGCGAAUGUAGGCAAGACAUUCUCUACGUUUUGUAACAGUUUUAUGGCUAAGACGUUUUGUAACAGUUUUAUGGCUAAGACGUUUUGUACAGUUCUACGGCUAAGACAGUGAUAUUUCAACAGCUUUUUUUUCUCUUCAGCUUUCAAGUUAACUCCACAGACUUUAUAUUAGCCUGAGUGUAAAAUAGCACUAGUUGCAUGUUGUUGCCUCCAAUACAUAUUAUUUCAUUUAAUUUUCCUUUUUAAAUGUUGACUAUAUGCGUUUCCAUUUUAAUGUUGAAGUUGUGAGACUAAAUGUUUGAGACUGGAAAUAGGAUACUAGACAUAAUAUAUAUAUAUAUAUAUUUUAUAUUUUAUAUGACAAGUAUAAAUAAUACCUUCUAAAAUUGUACAACCCUUCACUAAUUAUUAUUAUUUAAUUUUUUUACAAUUACAUGCAGUACUUAUUAUUGCGAAUCAUUUGGCGGCGACAGAUUUUCAAUAUUAGUUAUUUGUAGGAUACGUUUCCAAGGAAACGUUACAAUUUUGGAUACAGCACAACCCCCAGAAGCUUUUUUAGGUCGGAGCUUUGAAACAGCUUUUACAGACACACACCUCUGAUUUAGGCACCCACAGACAGUUUCAGAAAGCCCAAUGUUACUUUUGCAUUUGAAUAACCUGAUCUAACAUGCGAUAACCUCCUCUCACAUAUGUAAAGGGAGCAAUGUACUAUUGGUAUCACUGUUGAUUUUUUUGUGGUAACAACAACAGUAUGUUAUCUAAUCAACCUCAUCAUCACAUAUCCAGACUAUACUCACUGACAUUUUGUAUAUGGAAUGUGUGCUAACUUGUUUAUUUUGGGGGUUUGGGACUCUUUCUAAAUAAAAAGUAGCUAAUCUCUUGUUA